AUGCCGGCGGAAACUGAAGGGAAGAAGAAGGGCAAGAAGCGGGGGAAGAAGGUCCUUGACCCGAUUGCCCUCGAACGUGCCCGCAUUGAGGAGGCGGAGAAGCAAAGGCGGGAGGAAGCCAUGCUACUCGCCCGGCUACGGGAACUGAAGGAGGAGGAGGAGGCCAUGACACUGAAGGCUUCCAAUACCGUGGAGGCACGAUGGAUGGUUUUCCUGCGGGAGUGCAAACAGAAGGAACUUAUCGCCGAGAUUGAAAUUGUCCGGCGCGCGUUUGAAUCGGCCAUUGACCGGAAGAAUGCCGUAAUUGAGAUGCUCUUCAACGACCUUGAAGAGGUGGAGGAACAGCACCGUCUCGUGUUCCAUUCCAACAUGACGACAGUGGAUGCUCUCAUUGAAAUGCAGACGAGGCGCAUGGCGGAUUUGGAGGCCGAGUUUGAGGCAGACCUUCUCGAGAUGAAGGCAGACUACGAGAAGGAGAUGCUGGAACUGGUCCGCAAGCACGAGCACGAGGUAGCGGAUCUCAAGCUUAUUCUUGACAACAUGGCCUCGGAGGCGGAACUGCUCGAGAAGAAGCUGCAGGAAGAAACAUCCGAGGCACGUGAUACAGCACUAGAAAAAAUGGAGGGGGAGCGAAAACAAAUGCAGAAUGAUCUUGUUAAAAUUAGUGAAUCCAUUAGAGUGGAGUUGGAUGCACGUUAUAAGGAGUUUAUGACAACGGCACAAGUGAACAUGAAGGAUUACAUGGACAAAUCUAAAGAGGAUGCAGAGACGACAGAGCGUAUUGCCUCGCAGUUUGAACGUAUUGAGAAGCUUCAGGAAAGUGUGA
Molecule: messenger RNA, 826 nt
Organism: Trypanosoma cruzi
Lineage: Eukaryota; Euglenozoa; Kinetoplastea; Trypanosomatida; Trypanosomatidae
Exons: 1
Biological process (GO): axonemal dynein complex assembly; regulation of cilium movement; cilium-dependent cell motility
Cellular component (GO): axoneme; axonemal dynein complex
Source: RefSeq, a predicted model, not a curated record